This is a messenger RNA of Oreochromis niloticus (Nile tilapia), 1450 nucleotides long. Its product is annotated as methylglutaconyl-CoA hydratase, mitochondrial-like. Lineage: Eukaryota; Metazoa; Chordata; Actinopteri; Cichliformes; Cichlidae. The transcript has 4 exons. Gene Ontology annotation, biological process: fatty acid beta-oxidation. Gene Ontology annotation, cellular component: mitochondrion. The record is from RefSeq and is a predicted model, not a curated record. Bases 249 to 1073 code for a protein of 274 amino acids. Gene Ontology annotation, molecular function: enoyl-CoA hydratase activity.
UGCUGAAGAGAAAGGUGGAGCUGAAAGUCAGAGUCUGUCAGGUGGAGGUGGAGGAGGGGGCGGAGUCUGUCCAGCUGCCCUUCAACACCACACAAAACCUGCCUGAAGAUGCUGAAGUGGAGUGGAGACGCGUGCAGUCAGCGCAUCGACAAAGUGCGUGUAGGCUAGCCGCUGCCUUCUGCUCCAGACGGUAUGUUCUGUCCAACAGAGUCGUGCUUUGUCCUCGCCUGAACGGCCACAGUGCUGUUAUGCGAUACUACAGCUCCGACUCAAAGGAUGAGCUGCACGUUAGAUACCUGGACGGAGAAGACAGCGGUAUUGUCGUCGUUGGAAUAAAUCGACCAAAAGCCAAAAAUGCCAUAAACAAAAAUCUUGUGAAAGUGAUGUUUGAAGCUGUGGAGGACAUCAAGAAGAAUAAAAAAGUGCGCAGUGUAAUUUUAUGUAGUUUAGUUCCUGGUAUAUUUUGUGCAGGUGCAGAUCUGAAGGAGAGGGCCAAGAUGCACCAGAGCGAAGUGGGACCAUUUGUAUCCAAAGCAAGAGCCCUCAUUACAGAGCUAGGAAACCUGCCAGUACCAACAAUUGCUGCAAUUGAUGGUGCUGCCUUAGGAGGAGGUUUGGAAAUGGCCCUUGCUUGUGACAUCAGAAUUUCCUCCAAUACUGCCAAAAUGGGACUAGUUGAGACUAAACUUGCAAUUAUUCCUGGAGCAGGUGGUACACAACGUCUCCCUAGGGUGAUUGGCGUCUCUCUAGCCAAGGAGCUCAUCUUUGCUGCACGAGUGGUUGAUGGAACACAGGCGCAACAAAUGGGUCUUGUCAGUCAUUCUGUGGAGCAGAAUAACAGUGGAGAUGCUGCCUACUUGAGGGCUCUGGAGCUUGCACGGGAGAUUAACCCCCAGGGCCCAAUUGCAAUAAGGAUGGCAAAGUUGGCAAUUAACCAGGGGAUAGAGGUGGAUUUAUCUACAGGUCUGGCAAUAGAAGAGGCUUGUUAUUCCCAGGUGAUACCAACCAAAGACCGUUUGGAAGGCUUGUCUGCUUUCAAGGAGAAGAGGCAGCCUCAGUACAAAGGGGAAUGAAGUCAUCGUUCCAGAAUCGAUCAGUUCUGCCUUCAGCUCUGCUACUGUUCCACUGCUUCCAACAUAAAUUAUGGGUCAGACUAAACUUGUCAACACAUUAGCCCUUACAUCAUAGUUGACAGCUGGACCUUAGGGGUCGUUGUGGGCUGGUGUUUCAGGCUAAAGCACUUUCUGACUUUGAUAAUUCUAUUCACAUUUAUUUAUAUAGUGACAAUUUAUGACAGCAGUCACCACAAGGCGCUUUAAAUUGUAAAGUAAAGAAUUUACAACUAAUCACAUUAAGAUUUGGAGAAACAAAGCAAACUAACCCAGCUAAGUUAAAUGUGUCCUGCUGUGUUCAUGUCUGCAUAAAACAGUUUUUGAUUCCCUUUACCAAA